AAAUACAAGAACGUGUUCUUGACGUCCAUCAACCAAAAUGCCUUCCUAUUCCAUUUCCCUACACUUCCCUUUUAUAACCUUCAUCAUCCUCUUAUCUCUUUCGAUUUCGAAUGGCGAGAUUAAUGCAAACUACUCAACAUGCUUGAUUCCAUACUCAUGUGGGAAGAUCAAAAACAUAAGGUACCCCUUUUGGGGGGAUGACAGACCCAAAUUCUGUGGGAUCUCAGAGCUAAAACUUAGUUGUCAGCAGGAUCAUACUACUUCUAUGAAUGUAUUACGCAAUGGAAGUUUCGAUUUCACUGUUCUCGAUAUCAAUACAUCUGAUCAUUCCUUGGUUAUUUCAAAAGAAAAACUGUUUAAGUAUUGUUUUGUGAAAAAUACUACUGAAUCUUUUCUGCACAGUCUGAAAACAGAUACUAGUAUGGAGACUAUACAUAUAUACUAUAAUUGUGUUCAUUGUAGCGCCAUAAAUAACUUCAAUAAUAGUUUUAUCUGCACGAGUGAAUACGAUCAAGUCGAUUAUACUGCUUAUUAUUUUGGUAAUCCACCGAAUCUGAGCAAGUUCGGGAAGUCGUGUGUGUGUAAUGGCAGUGUUGAUAUACUGAUGGAUAAGCGAGGGUUAGGCGAGUUUAAUAGGCCGAAUAAUUCACUUGACAAUGUGUUAAGACAUUGGCCUAAUGCUACGUUGAAGUAUUUCGCGAACUUUACAGCAUGUUUCGAGUGUGAGAACUCUGGUGGGCGCUGCGGAUCAUCAGGAGAUAUGGAUUCAGAACAGUUUUUGUGUCAUUGCCGGGAUGGAUCUCAGUCAUGGAAGUGUCUGCCUUCUAAAAGGGAAAAGAAAAAAGUAAUCGUGGGACUAGGCAUAGGAGGAUUAGUUCUUGUGGUUGUAGCUAUCACGGUCUUCUGGCUGUGUAAGAAGCUAAAACCUGGUGACUCACAGCUAGUAACGCGAAAUGUUUCUGACAGUGGUGCUUUAGACCGUGAUGAAAAGGGAAGCAUGUACUUUGCAGUGCCGCUCUUCUCCUACACUGAACUCAAAGAGGCGACUCAAAAUUUUGAUCGAUCAAAAGAACUUGGCGAAGGUGGCUUUGGAAUAGUUUAUUAUGGAAAACUAAAAGACGGAAGGGAAGUAGCAGUAAAAUGUCUGUAUGAGAAGAAUUACAAAAGGGUGGAACAAUUUAUUAAUGAAGUUAAAAUUUUGACCACUUUGAGACACCAAAACCUUGUAUCCAUUUACGGCAGCACCUCCCAUAACUGCAGGGAACUCCUCCUUGUGUACGAGUAUGUGAAAAACGGCACAUUGGCCGAUCGUCUUUACGGUAAAAACUCGAAAUCAGGCUCACUUCCAUGGCAUAUUCGUCUAAGAAUCGCAACCGAAACCGCCAAUGCGCUCUCGUACCUUCAUGCUUCUGACAUCAUACACCGUGAUGUAAAAACUAACAACAUUCUCCUCGACAGCAAAUUCACAGUAAAAGUCGCUGAUUUUGGGCUAUCGAGACUUUUUCCUAACAAUGCAACUCAUAUAUCGACAGCGCCACAAGGGACUCCCGGAUAUUUAGAUCCCGAAUAUUACGAGUGCUAUCAUCUUACCGACAAAAGUGAUGUCUACAGUUUUGGGGUAGUACUUCUCGAGCUAAUUUCUUCUAUGCCUGCAGUAGACAUGAAUAGACAUACACACGAGAUCAAUUUGUCGCACUAUGGAAUGCACCGGAUCCAAAAGAGUGCAUACGAUGAGUUGGUGGAUCCGAAUCUUGGAUUCGCGUCAGAUUUUAGGGUUAGGAGGAUGAUUACCUUAGUGGCCGAGCUUGCGUUCUGGUGUCUGCAACCGUACAAGGACUUUAGACCGUCUAUGGAUGAGGUUUUGGAGACGCUCAAGAAGAUCGAAAGCACUGAUUAUGAAGCAUUACAGGCAGAAGAGAUGGCGCAAGAUCAGCAGAUGAAGGAUUGUGACACGCUGCUAACAGACGCGAAGGCUAAAAAUGGUGCGGUAGAAGUGGCCAAAAUGCGUAGUCGUAUGGCACUUUCGCUUCCUAUGGAGAAUGAUUAUUCCAAACCGGUGAGUAAUCACUGGAAAUAUGAAUCUUCUCCGAUUUCUGUGAUGGAGAAUUGGGUUAGCGGAUCUACUAUAGGUAGCACAAGUAAAUAAUGUGGUAGUUUGUUUCUUUACAUGGUUCUGGUUCUAUGUGGCUGCUAUGUGCAUAAUUGUAGAGUGUUGACUUAUUUUACUUGGACUCGGGUACUAAUGUUAGAUUUUGAUAUGUGUUCAAGUGUUAUGUACGUCUAAAUAUUCAAUUUCACGCUUAAAAUAAAGCGUCUAAGUGUCAUAACAAUGUCUGAGGAUCAAGGAUCGGACAUGGGUACAUGAAGCAAAAUGAAUAAUCCGAGUAACAUAGGUUUUGACUUUUAAUAUAGAAUAUGUUAAAGAGCUUGAUAAUCAUAUGUUCAUAC
This is a messenger RNA of Amaranthus tricolor (Joseph's coat), 2448 nucleotides long. Its product is annotated as LEAF RUST 10 DISEASE-RESISTANCE LOCUS RECEPTOR-LIKE PROTEIN KINASE-like 1.2. Gene Ontology annotation, molecular function: polysaccharide binding; ATP binding; protein kinase activity. The transcript is spliced from 4 exons. The coding region runs from base 38 to 2146 and encodes 702 amino acids. Gene Ontology annotation, biological process: protein phosphorylation. NCBI's taxonomy places the organism in Eukaryota, Viridiplantae, Streptophyta, Magnoliopsida, Caryophyllales, Amaranthaceae. The record is from RefSeq and is a predicted model, not a curated record.